This is a messenger RNA of Symbiodinium necroappetens, 1188 nucleotides long. Lineage: Eukaryota; Dinophyceae; Suessiales; Symbiodiniaceae. The record is from the annotation of a GenBank genome assembly.
AUGUGGAGAGGCUGGCUUCCAGUAUGUGGUCCGCAAUGCUUCUUCGGCCUCUUCUCAGACGACCCGAGCCAAAACCCACGGAGCGCCAAGCAGCGUUCCUAUGAGGGCGUCAAGGAGGAUAAAGGCUCUAAUGGCCAAAGGACCCUGCAGCGAGAAGUGCGAGUGCCGACUUGGGAAUUCGACAGCUGCCGCUUUUCUAUUCCACUGCUGGGAUGUCUUGUGCUUUUUGCUUUGGUCAUUCUUAUUUUCAGUCAGCUCCACGCAGAUGCAUCCGCGCAACAUCCUCCCAUCGUCAUUCCGGACUGCCGCCGAAACUUCACAAGCGACGCUCCCCACAUCAACGUCCGAGCAAUGGCAUACUGCUGCCAUCAUUUAGGCCUUCACUGCCAAGACCUGGAACUCCACGCCGGUGCGAAUGGUGGGAUGGGCCCGCGAGACCCAGUGCAUGCAGUACACAUUGCCAGAGACCGGUCAAGGCCAAAGAAUGCCGUGCAACUGGUCCGGAGGCCGCUUUGGAGCACGCAAGAGCCGCGAUUCGACUGCAAAACUGGGCUGUCGACUUGGCAGAGAGGCUGGUCAGACAACAAGAAGGAUUGGUGCUGCCUCCAUGAGGGCAGAGGUUGCACUUCCUUCGACUGCACGGGUUCGGUCCACAGCAUGCCUUCUGGCCAGCGAGAGUGGUGCUGCCAGCACUUCCAGAAAGGCUGCCCUCCUGAGGCUCCAAGAAGCAAGUGCAACGAACACUGCCAUGGAACAGCUUCAACUUGCAGGCAGCACUUCCGCUGGAUACUUCACAACAUCUUCCCAAACCAGGAGAACGCUUGCACUCUGGCUUAUAGCAAGGUGCAACUGGAGUGCGAUGCUUGCUGGCAAUGCUCCGUGGAGGAGAUGGGCUGCGAGGACGGCUCCGAUCGCUCCUUCGACUGCUCUGACGACCCUUAUGGAUGGAAGCAGCAGAAGCAAGAGUUUUGCUGCCAAGAGCAUGGAUUGGGCUGCCGUUCCGACCAUCUCCCAGACCAGGAUGCCGGUCUUGGCAAGACAUGGGCCCGGGCCAAGGUCGACAAUAGCUGGACGUGGGUGAAGCGCGCAGCAGACUACGAUUGCUUUGCUGCCUUGCAAAAUGCCGCUGCAGCUUGGUCUUCGGACAAGAAGGCCUACUGCUGCUGGUCUCAUGGCCUCGGCUGCUGA